Messenger RNA from Prosopis cineraria, 1105 nucleotides. RefSeq names its product RNA-binding protein 1-like. Lineage: Eukaryota; Viridiplantae; Streptophyta; Magnoliopsida; Fabales; Fabaceae. Bases 200 to 868 code for a protein of 222 amino acids. The transcript is spliced from 7 exons. The record is from RefSeq and is a predicted model, not a curated record. Gene Ontology annotation, molecular function: mRNA binding.
AGGGUAAAUUAAUUGUACGAUGUGAGAGGCAGGAGUGCAACGAACUCAGUUCCGGUUCCCCCCGGAGUAGUUACCAGAAGCCCCCGAGUUCAGAGCGCGAGGCAGCGAAGAAAGCGAAAAGGAGGAACAUCGAAAUCGAUUAGGGAAUACAGGCUGAUAGAGCAAGGGAAGAAGAGGGACGCACACUAAGACAUCGUCCAUGGCCGAUCCCUACUACAGCAGAUACGGCACUCCCCCAGACCCAGCAAGCAUUCCAAGGAGUAGCUUUGCUGGUUAUAUGCCAUCUGAAGCACCAUCAUUGGCUUCUCCUCAUGUAUCGAGCUUGACAGAUUUUCAGGGCAUCGGAUCAGAUUACCUACAUGGAGAUACAAACUCGUUUCACACUGGUUCAUAUGGUAUUGAUAAUGGUGUGGGAGAUCACACAAAGGGCUAUGCAUCUCAUGAAUAUUCUGAUCUAAUAAGGAAAAAACGAGAUCUCUCACAAGGGAUCAGCCCAGGAGAUCCUGAUAUAACUAAUGGAAGAUCAGCAUUAAAAAGUACAUACAAUGCUCUCCCAAAUUCAGCAGGGGAUUCAAACAUUAUAUUUGUUGGGGGACUUCCGAGUGACUGUACUAGAAGGGAAGUUGGCCAUCUUUUCCGCCCCUUUAUUGGCUAUAAGGAUAUCCGAGUUGUUCACAAGGAACCCAGACGUAGUGGAGACAAGGCUUCCGUUUUGUGCUUUGUAGAGUUCACUGAUUCCAAAUGUGCUCUCACUGCUAUGGAGGCUCUGCAAGGCUACAAGUUUGAUGAUAAAAAACCUGAAUCGCAGACCUUAAGAAUCCAAUUUGUUCACUUUCCUUUCCGUCCACCCCCUGAUCAAGAUAAUUAGCCCCAAAGCAACCGCUGAUCCUCGGUAUUCUAGCUUUAUGGUUGGGCAUCAAGUGCAUUGCAGAUGCACUUGUAGUGACUUGCCACUUGACGUGCCUAGUUGUGAACCCCCUUGGCUUGACUGAUGUAACUGUCAUAAUCUAAUGUCAUCUCUUUACAUCCUAACGUUCUUUUGGCACAUUCUUAAUGGAGUUGGGGGAACAUAGCUAAAAGGCCAUGCUAAUUUUCUUUCCUUCCA